AUGCCUUUAGCCUCUCUUCCACCGGAACCGGUUAUUACUGAUGAGGAGUUUGAAAGAGAUGUUGAUCUCAUGAUGAUGGAUGAUGACUCUAUGCUAAGGAUACCUCCAUGGCUCAUGACCCUGAAAUAUAAGCUAGAUGGUAUAUGUUUACUGGAAACAAUGGUUAAUGAGGACACUGUUAGGAAAUACACCCAUCAUUUACCUUAUGAUACUUGGAUUAUUAUUCCUUCUGUUGGAAAAUCUGGAGGGAUGGCUUUUGGUUACUUUGAAAAAUCCACAAUAGAGAUUCUAGGUUACUCCCUGAACAUGAUCCAUAUACUGUGUGAUGUUUCGCCUACAAUCAAGAACUGUGUUGUCUCCUUUGUUUAUGGUUUUUUGAAUGCUUCUGGUAUGAGAAACCAAUGGAAUUUCCUUAGUGACAUGAAUGAUAAUAAUAACAAUCCUUGGCUGCUGUUAGGUGAAUUUAAUUUUAUUCUACAUGAUUCUGAUAAGCAAGGUGGUAACUCUAAUAGUUCAUUCCCUCCUAACUUUGUCAAAGAUAAGCUGCCGGAUAUGAAUAUGCAUGAAGUUGUCUCUUUUGGUAAUCCCUAUACUUGGUGCAACAGAAGAUUUAAGAAUCCUAAUGAGUUAAUUUUUGAAAAAUUCGAUAGGACUUUCAUGAAUGAUAGAUGGGUCUCUGUUCUUCCCCAAACACGUGCCACUAACUUAGGAAGAUUAUUUUCUGAUCAUUGUCCUGUUUUGGUUAAAUGUUUUCAUUGGGUUAGAAAUUUAAAUAUUCCAUAUAAAUUCUUCAAAUGUUGGCAAAUUAAUCCAGAAUUUAAAGAAGUUUUGAAUGAUUCGUGGUCUAAAAGGGUUGUUGGUUCUCCUACCUUUGUUGUUGUGAAUAAACUCAAGCAUGUAAAAUUUGAUCUGAGCAAAUGGAAUGUCAAUUCCUUUGGGCAUAUUAAGACUACUAUAGGUAGGCUCAACUCUGAGUUAGAAAAACUUCAAGCUCUUCCUUACUCCCCUCAGAUUGGUCAGUAUAUUUUGAAUUACUCUAAGCAAUUAGAUUAUUGGAAUAUGUACAACACAAUUCACACAAUUAGAGAUGAUCAAGGUAACUGGCUAGAAGACAAAGAUCAAGUUACUCAUUUGCUCUCUAUGCAUUUCAAAAAGAUUUUUACUUCUUCUAGUCCUGGUAAUAAUGUCAUUGAAGCUGCCCUUAGAUUUGUUACCCCCAUUAUCAGUGAUGAGGUAAAUUCCUCAUUGAUUGCCAUACCCAGCACUCAGAAGAUUAGAGAUACGGUUAACAGUCUUGCUUCCUGGAGUUCAUCGGGUCCUGAUGGUUUUCAGGCAGGUUUCUUUCAGGACAACUGGGAUAUUGUACAAGCCGAGUUUGCCUUUGUUGCCAAUCGUCAAAUUCAUGAUAAUGUUGUUAUUACUCAAGAAAUUAUGUUGGAGUGGUCUUUCAUUCUUGCUGUUUUUAAAAAACUGGGGUUCUCCGAUGAAUGGUGUCAUAUGAUAUCACAGUGUAUAAGUACUGUUUCAUAUUCUGUAUUAGUGAAUGGAUCUCCCAGUGAACCCUUUUACCAUUCUCGUGGUAUUAGGCAAGGGGAAUGUCUUUCGCCUUACAUUUUUAUACUUUGUAUGGAAGUUUUGUCUCAAUUGUUGGUUAAAGCGGAGGAUGAAAAGUUGAUACAAGGAUUCAGGUUUAAAAAGAACAGCCCUUCUAUUUCUCAUCUUUUUUUUGCUGGCGAUUGUAUGUUGUUUUACAAGGCUUCUGUCUCUUAUGCUAAGAACCUCCUCAAGAUUAUUGACACUUUUGCUCAGGCUUCACGUCAGGCAAUCAAUUUUGAGAAGUCUGGGUUUAUAACUAGUAAGAAAAUGAUCCCUAGUACUGAUGUGGAUCAUUUUAUGUUUAUUGAUGGCUCUUUUAAAGAUUAUAAUAUGGGUUUGGGUGUUAUAUGGUGUGACAUUGCAGGAAAUGUAAGAAGAUGUCGAUCGGACUAUGGUUUGAUGUCAGAUGCAAUAGGUGCUGAAGUUGCUGCUCUAAUUUUGGCCAUCUCUUGGGCAGAGUAG
Molecule: messenger RNA, 2058 nt
Organism: Papaver somniferum (opium poppy)
Lineage: Eukaryota; Viridiplantae; Streptophyta; Magnoliopsida; Ranunculales; Papaveraceae
Exons: 6
Coding region: 1-2058 (685 amino acids)
Source: RefSeq, a predicted model, not a curated record